Messenger RNA from Fundulus heteroclitus (mummichog), 610 nucleotides. RefSeq names its product chromosome 12 C22orf39 homolog (gene c12h22orf39). The record is from RefSeq and is a predicted model, not a curated record. The transcript has 3 exons. NCBI's taxonomy places the organism in Eukaryota, Metazoa, Chordata, Actinopteri, Cyprinodontiformes, Fundulidae. Bases 73 to 402 code for a protein of 109 amino acids.
GGAUUACAUGGUGGUGAUGCUUUUGUUUUGAAAAACGUGUAACCGGAAGCACUCCUACUGUUAACUGCUAAUAUGGAGCGGCCUGUAGACGAAGCGUGGAGGCCACCACGAGCUUGUGACGAUUACUUGAGUGAGUUUAGGCACUGUGGAAGUUUCAGUAAUCGCUUUCACCACUACUACACGUACGGCACCGUCCGGUCCUGCCAGCAGUGGGAAGUGGACUACCGUAACUGCAGAGAGUGGGAAAGUCACAGACUCACAAAAGCUAAGGACGCAUUACAGAAAAGUGAAAGGAGCCGAUUGGCCGAGCAGGAAAACUUCACCCCAGUGUGGAAACUGAGGAAGGAGCCUCCUAGUGACUGGCACAGGCCUCUGGACCAGGGAAACCAGCAAAACGCCUGAUAUGGGCCGGCUACCACUGUUAUAUGAACUAAUGCAACCUGAUGUAGUUUGCUUCAUGGACAACUCAUAGAAAACUGAUUUAGUGUUGAAUAAUUAAUCUUUGUACAAACAUAAUUUAUGGAAGGCUCGUGGAAACUGGAGUAAAGAGAAACUGUUUGAAAUUUAGCUUCGUGUAUUGACCAUAAUUUAAGAAAAUAUUUAAAUUGCA